Messenger RNA from Spea bombifrons (plains spadefoot toad), 2434 nucleotides. It is a transcript of the gene SLC15A1, whose product is annotated as solute carrier family 15 member 1. Gene Ontology annotation, molecular function: dipeptide transmembrane transporter activity. The record is from RefSeq and is a predicted model, not a curated record. NCBI's taxonomy places the organism in Eukaryota, Metazoa, Chordata, Amphibia, Anura, Pelobatidae. Gene Ontology annotation, biological process: oligopeptide transport; transmembrane transport. Gene Ontology annotation, cellular component: membrane. The transcript is spliced from 23 exons. The coding region runs from base 62 to 2200 and encodes 712 amino acids.
GUCUUCCCCAGUCUCCAGUGGAUACUUCUACUUUCAACAUCACAGUAUCCCGAUCAACAUCAUGGCGAAAAGUGGAAAAUCACCACCGGGCUGUUUUGGUUACCCCUUGAGUAUCUUCUUUAUUGUCAUCAAUGAGUUCUGUGAAAGGUUCUCCUACUAUGGAAUGCGAGCGGUGUUGGUUCUGUACUUUAAAUAUUUUCUACGAUGGGACAACAACCUUUCAACUGUUGUUUAUCAUACUUUUGUUGCUGUCUGCUACUUGACUCCGAUCCUUGGGGCUAUUAUUGCUGACUCAUGGCUGGGAAAAUUCAAGACUAUUGUCUACCUGUCAGUGGUUUAUACAGUUGGGCAGGUGGUAAUGGCCAUAAGUGCAAUUCAUGACCUGACUGAUGUAAAUAAAGAUGGGACACCGGACACUAUUGAUGUCCAUAUCGCAAUGUCAAUGAUCGGCCUUCUCCUGAUUGCUCUUGGCACAGGUGGAAUCAAACCAUGUGUAGCAGCUUUUGGUGGAGACCAAUUUGAUGAAAGCCAGGAUAAACAAAGGAGUCGGUUCUUUUCAAUAUUUUACCUUUCAAUUAAUGCUGGGAGUCUCCUGUCUACCAUCAUAACACCGAUCCUUAGAGGACAAGAAUGUGGAAUCCACACUAAGCAAAAAUGCUAUCCUUUGGCCUUUGGAGUCCCAGCAGCACUAAUGGUUGUUGCUCUUGUUGUAUUCAUCGUUGGAAGCAGCAUGUACAAAAAAGUAUCUCCCCAGGGCAACAUUAUUGUCCAAGUGUGCAAAUGCAUUUGGUUUGCCCUCAAGAACAGGUACAGGAAUCGUAGUAAGACAAUCCCUAAGAGGGAGCACUGGAUGGAUUGGGCAACAGAAAAGUAUGAAGAACGUCUAAUUGCACAAAUUAAGAUGGUCCUGAGGGUUCUGUUUUUGUACCUGCCACUCCCCAUGUUCUGGGCACUAUUUGAUCAGCAGGGAUCAAGAUGGACUUUGCAAGCCACUACAAUGGAUGGAAACUUUGGUGCAAUUCAGAUCCAGCCAGACCAAAUGCAGACAGUGAAUCCCAUUCUGAUUAUCGUCCUGGUGCCAAUUGUGGAUGCUGUCAUAUAUCCUCUUCUAAGAAAAUGCAAGCUAAACUUCACGCCUCUGAAGAGAAUGACCGUGGGAAUGUUUCUUGCCGCCAUGGCAUUUGUUGCUGCUGCCCUUGUACAAGUCGAGAUAGAUAAAACCCUGCCGGAUUUCCCCUCUAGCAGUGAGUUUCAACUUAAAGUCAUCAAUUUAGGCAACACAAACGUCAGUUUUGCUUAUAUGGGAACAACUCCAAAUGUCGAGAUCGUCCAAGUAUCCCCUUCUCAGGCAAGUGAAUACAAGACAAUUAAGCUGUCCAACAAUGUGAAUAUUAGCUUUGAAAACGCAACCAUGGGAAUCCCCCUAGGAAGCCCUGUGGGAAAGACUCGAUACACUUAUAUCGUUACAACGACUCCUGCCUUCCAAGGACAAUUAGUUGAAGACUUAAGUGAAAAGUCAGAGCAAGGCAGCAAUGCAAUCAGGUUUUUCAACAACCUUAAUGAAAUGAUCAAUGUGACUGUGGCUAAUGUGGAGGUGGGUGACGUGAUGCCAUUCACAAUGUCCAAUUACACAAUGGUAUCCUUGGGAAUAAAAAAUAUUGCAGUUACUACUGAGAAGGGCCAUAAAUGUUCAGCUGAUUCUGUGAAAUUUGGAUUUGGAAGCUCAUACACCAUAGUCAUUAACAAAUGUACUUCUUUGCUACAAACUGAAUCUAUUGAAGAUAUCCCACCCAACAAAGUCCACAUGGCUCUUCAGAUCCCACAGUACUUUCUCAUUACAGCAGGCGAGGUUGUCUUUUCGGUCACUGGACUAGAGUUCUCAUACUCUCAGGCCCCAUCUAAUAUGAAAUCUGUACUCCAGGCCGGGUGGCUCUUGACUGUGGCCGUUGGCAAUAUCAUAGUCCUUAUUAUUGCUGGUGCCUCACAUAUUGGAGAGCAGUGGGCAGAAUAUGUGCUAUUUGCGGCAUUACUGGUGGCAGUUUGUAUAAUCUUUGCCAUCAUGGCCUAUUUUUACACCUAUGUGGACCCAGCAGAGAUUGAGGCCGGAUUUGAUACGGCGGACGAGAAAAAGAAGGCCAAGGAAAAAGAGGCAUUAGGUCUGGAGAAUGGAAAUGGACCUUAUUCACAAACAAAAAUGUAAACUUAAUCAACACAAGAUGUAAAUAUUGUAUUUGUCAAAUAAACACAUUGCUCCCAUCAUGGACAGUAUUUGUAUAGAACUGCCUGCAUGAGAAUGAAACCUCAAAGAAGAACCACACACACAAAAGAAAGAAGCUGUUAAGUAUCUCCGUGCCUUCAUCAUCGGGAAUGUCACAUAUAUUUGUUGAUUCGUUGCCAUAGCUAAAGUGUUUCAAUAAAAAUUAAUUUUAACUGA